Chelonus insularis is the source of this 1636-nucleotide messenger RNA. Its product is annotated as homocysteine S-methyltransferase YbgG-like. The transcript has a single exon. The record is from RefSeq and is a predicted model, not a curated record. Bases 447 to 1418 code for a protein of 323 amino acids. Gene Ontology annotation, molecular function: S-adenosylmethionine-homocysteine S-methyltransferase activity; zinc ion binding. NCBI's taxonomy places the organism in Eukaryota, Metazoa, Arthropoda, Insecta, Hymenoptera, Braconidae. Gene Ontology annotation, biological process: S-methylmethionine cycle.
ACUAUUCAAAUUUCGAUUAUAUAGUUUUGAUUUCAACAGGAAUUUGAAUUUUAGUUUAUGCUUUUACAUAAUGUUACGAUUGCCACUUCCAAUUUUAAACACUUUUAAUUAUAAAAAAUUAGCUUGUUUACAUUUUCAAACGAUGUAAAAUUUCUUCCUACAGGGGGCAACAAAAUCAAAUUUAUGUUCCAAACGAUACAUGUUAAAUUCUUCACGUUCGCAUUCAUAUACGCAGUAAAAAUAUUGCGUCAUAAAAUACUAUGUAACGGCGUAUUGCGAAUAUGAUAACAAAUUACAUCUAUACAUAUGUGUGCGUACAUAUAUAAUAACAGUUAUUAAUACAUUUUAACAAACAAACGAAAUCAACUGAAGUUUACAAAACGAUAAAUUUAAUACUUAAAAACAUUUCGCUUGAUCAUUUGUUGUUAAAUCUAUAAAUUCGUAUCAUGACUAAAGUUAGUGUAUUGGACGGCAGUUUUUCAACUCAAGUAUCUAAGCACGUUGGUAAAAGUGCUGAUGGUGAUCCUCUGUGGACAGCACGAUUCCUGGUAACCAAUCCGGAUGCAGUUCGUGACACUCAUUUAGAUUUUCUGCGAGCAGGAAGUGACAUUAUUGAAACAAAUACAUAUCAAGCAUCAGUUGAUGGAUUUUGCAAAUAUCUUAAUGUGACAAAAGCUGAAAGUCUUGAAUUAAUUCAAAAUGCUGUGAACUUGGCAAAACAAGCUGUAGAAAUAUAUAAAAAAGAAAACAAAGAUAAUGAUGAUGUUGUAAACAUUAAUCCACAAAUUGCCGGUUCUUGCGGACCGUACGGAGCUGUUCUUCAUGACGCAUCUGAAUAUACAGGUUCAUAUGGUAAAAGUGUAUCAAAAGAAUUUCUUAAAGACUGGCAUAGAGUUCGAAUGGAAACUUUAAUCAAAGCUGGAGUUGACCUUCUGGCUAUUGAAACAAUCCCAUGUGCUGAAGAAGCUGAAACUUUAGUUGAGCUGCUGAAAGAAUUUCCAAAUACCAAAGCUUGGCUUUCUUUUUCAUGUUCCACUGAUGGAUCUACAAUUGUAGAUGGAACUGACUUUGCAGAAAUCGCUAAAAAAUGUUACAAUAAAACUUCACCAGGACAACUUGUAGCUGUAGGAGUCAAUUGCCUUUCUCCACAAAUUGUAUCUUCAUAUUUAUCAAAGAUUAAUCCAAACAAAUCAGAAAAACUUCCUCUAGUGGUGUAUCCCAAUAGUGGAGAAGUCUACUCUCCUGAUCAAGGCUGGAAAGAUGGGAAACAUUUCGAUGUUGAAAAAUGUAUUCAUGAAUGGUUGGGUUUAGGAGUUCAAUACAUCGGAGGUUGCUGCAGAACAAGUGAUGAAGAAAUUGCAAAAAUACGUUCUCAAGUUGAUUCAUGGAAAUCUCAAGAAAAGGAAACUACUGUUUGAUAUGUUCAUUAUCAAUAAGUUUUAUAUAUUAUAUCAUCAAGCAUGUGACAUUUCUAAAUUUAUAUUCAAACGUUUGUUUUAGUUAUUUAAUUAUAUUCAGAUUGAAAAAUUUCAAUUUUUUUAAGAGUUUCUAAAACAAGAAUUCAAUUUAGUAAAAGUUUGUACGUAAUUUUAAGAUUAAAUAAGUAUCUAUUUUAAUAAAAAAAAUUUUUUUUAAA